UGCUAGGAGAACAAGAACGCCUCCUGUCUUAAUAAGAGAGUGACAGUCGAAGUAGACAUCUGCAAAUUUCAUUUUCGACGCCGCCAGGUACACAAACACAACAAAAUGACAGGAGAAAGUGAGGAAAAGAUCACUAUGGAGCAGCCUAGCAUAUAUGUAGAGAAAACGCUUGCAAUCGUCAAACCAGAUGCUAUCAACAAAUCGGAAGAAAUUGAAGAUAUCAUUUUAAGAUCUGGGUUUUCUAUCUUGCAAAAAAGGCGGGUUCACCUAACACCAGAGCAGGCGAGUGACUUUUAUGCAGAGCAUUAUGGAAAACUGUUUUUUCCCAGUUUAGUAGCAUACAUGAGCAGUGGUCCAAUCUUGGCUCUUGUUUUGGCUAGAGAUAAUGCCAUUGCCCACUGGAGGGAAUUGAUUGGUCCUACCAACACAAUCAAAGCACGACAAACUCACCCUGACUGCCUUAGAGCCUUGUAUGGCACAGAUGACCAGAGAAAUGCCCUCCAUGGUAGUAGCUGCUUCUCAAAUUCUCAGAGAGAAAUUCGUUUUUUCUUUCCAGACAGUAUUGUUGAGCCAGUUGCAGUCGGCCAGGCUGCCAAGGAUUACUUGUCCCGUGCAGUCAAUCCAACUCUGCUGAAAGGUCUCACACAACUGUGUAAGGAAAAACCAGGGGAUCCAGUGCUUUGGUUGGCAGACUGGCUACUGGAAAACAACCCAAAUAAGCCUCAAGUUCAGGAGUAUGCUGUGGAAGAAUCUUAACUAAAUACUGGAAUGACAGCUAUUCUCAAGCAUACAUUGUUUUAAUGCACAUCUGCAAGUAUUUGGGCGAUAUCAGCAUGUGCUGGUCUUGAAAAAGAUUUGCUCCUUAUUAUAAAAGAACCCAAACCAAAUUUCAGGAGUAUGCAGUGCAGGAAUCUAACUAUAUACUGGAAUGACAGCUGUCCUUUUGUAAAGUCAUUUGAUUGGAAUACACAUCUAGGUCUUUAAGUAUUUGCUUAAUGUCAGAAUGUGUGCGUCUUGAAAGAGAUUUGUAACCUUUUGUAUCUGUGUAGGUAUCUGCAGGUGUUAACGUUCACAUUUUCACAUGUAGCCUGAUAUCAUUGAAACACAGUUGUUCUCCAAACCAAUGUACAGUUGUUCAGAAUUCUUAUAAUGGACUCCUUUUGUAAAAAAUAUGUACUUGUUCAUAAGAUUAUCAUGUAUCAUUAUUAAACUUAAUGCCUACA
Messenger RNA from Liolophura sinensis, 1223 nucleotides. Its product is annotated as nucleoside diphosphate kinase homolog 5-like. The record is from RefSeq and is a predicted model, not a curated record. The transcript is spliced from 5 exons. The coding region runs from base 106 to 756 and encodes 216 amino acids. Gene Ontology annotation, molecular function: nucleoside diphosphate kinase activity. Gene Ontology annotation, cellular component: cilium. NCBI's taxonomy places the organism in Eukaryota, Metazoa, Mollusca, Polyplacophora, Chitonida, Chitonidae. Gene Ontology annotation, biological process: cilium movement; UTP biosynthetic process; GTP biosynthetic process.